Messenger RNA from Micropterus salmoides (largemouth bass), 5263 nucleotides. RefSeq names its product tetratricopeptide repeat domain 13 (gene ttc13). Bases 35 to 2515 code for a protein of 826 amino acids. The transcript has 23 exons. The record is from RefSeq and is a predicted model, not a curated record. NCBI's taxonomy places the organism in Eukaryota, Metazoa, Chordata, Actinopteri, Centrarchiformes, Centrarchidae. Gene Ontology annotation, molecular function: protein binding.
CUUCCGCUCUCUGGCGUCACACAUGUAACACAACAUGGCCCCUGCCAGCCGGGAUGUUGUUGUGGUGGCGUUUUCAUUACUGUAUCUGUGUCAGGCGAUCUUCUCUUCCGAGUAUUUAUCCACUCUCACUUUGUUCAACAAUGAGCUCCACAAGCAGGGAUGCAGCUCGCUGUCCGAGUGGGAAGAGUACGCGGCUGACUGCGAGUCCGCUAUUUUACAGUUGGAAGAUCCAGACUGUGAGGAGGGAAGCAACCCGUCCUGCGAGUCUGUCUUCUCACUUAACGCAGAGAAGAUCUUGAACCAGGCCAAGUUGUUUAUAGAACAGAAAAAAAUCCCCUUCCCUGUUGAUAACCACAACACAAAUGAAGAACUUGCUAUAGGCUACGUUCUGAUAGGCAAUGGUCUCUAUGAUGAAGCCAUCAAACACUUCUCACGCUUACUACAGGUUGACCCAGAGCUGGUCAGUGCCAUAUAUGGAAGAGGGAUAGCUUAUGGGAAGAAAAGCCUGCAGGACAUAAAGAAUGCUGACUUGGCAUUGUACGAGCUAAACCGAGUCAUCACUCUCGAGCCUAACUGGCCGGAGGUGUACGAACAGAGAGCAGAGAUCCUGUCUCCUCUGGGUCGUAUCAGUGAGGCUCUGGCUGAUCUGACCAAAGCCAUCCAGCUGCAGCCCUCAGCCCGUCUCUACAGACACAGAGGGACACUGCUCUUCAUUUCAGAGGACUAUGUGGCAGCUAUGGAAGACUUCCAGCAGUCUUUAGAGCUUAAGAAGAACCAGCCUAUCGCCAUGUUGUAUAAAGGCCUCACCUUCUUCCACAGGGGCAUGCUCAAGGAAGCCAUUGAGACAUUCAAAGAAGCACUUAAGCUGAAGUCUGAUUUCAUAGAUGCCUAUAAGAGCCUUGGGCAGGCCUACAGGGAGCUGGGGGAUUUUGAGUCAGCAAUGGAGAGCUUCCAGAAGGCCCUCAUGUUGAACCAGAACCACAUCCAGUCUCUCCAGCUUCGAGGAAUGAUGCUGUACCACCACGGCUCUCUGCAGGAGGCCAUAGGCAAUUUCAAGAGGUGUCUUCAGUUGGAGCCCUACAACGAGGUGUGUCAGUACAUGAAGGGGUUGAGUCACGUGGCGAUGGGGCAGUUCUACGAGGGCAUCAAAGCUCAGACUAAAGUCAUGUUGAACGACCCUCUGCUGGGACAGAAGGCCAGCUCUGAAUACCUCAAAGUGAAAUACCUCAGAGAGUACUCUCGCUACCUGCAUUCCCACCUUGACAUCCCGGUAGCAGAGUACAACGUGGACCAGGACUUACCAGGGAACUUUAAGAAUCACUGGGCCAAGAACCUGCCUUUUCUUAUAGAAGACUAUGAAGAACAGCCCGGCUUGCAGCCACAUAUCAAGGACGUGCUGCCGCAGAACUUUGACAGCUACAGCAGUGAAGUUCAGACGCUGAUCUGCACAGCCGACCACCUGGGGGCGCUAAUGCAAUACGACACUCCUGGUUUCUUACCUAACAGGAGAAUACACAGAGCCAUGGGUUUAGCAACCCUGGAGGUGAUGCAGGCUAUGCAUCGAACAUGGAGCAACUCGAAAGUACGAGUCAACGGCAAGACCAGGCAAAUGCAGUGGAGAGACAUGUUCGACAUAGCCGUUAAAUGGAGGAGGAUUGCAGAUCCAGACCAGCCAGUUCUGUGGUUAGACCAGAUGCCCGCAAGGAGUCUAAGUCGAGGCUUUAACAAUCACAUCAAUCUCAUCAGGGGACAGAUUAUCAACAUCAGAUACCUGGCCUACUUUGACAACAUCCUUGACUUCAUCAAAGACAGAAUACUGGUGUACCACGGGGCAUACAACCCCAGAGGACUCUUAGAGGUCCGCCAGGCUCUCGAAAAUGUGAAUAAAGUGGAAGAUCUGCUUCCUAUAAUGAAGCAGUUCAACAGUAAAACCAGAGAUGGCUUCACGGUCAACUCCAAGGUGCCAAGCAUGAAGGAUUCUGGGAAAGAGUAUGAUGGUUUUACCAUCACUAUCACUGGAGACAGGGUGGGAAACAUGUUAUUCUCAGUAGAGACUCAGACGACAGAGGAGCGGACGCAGCAGUACCAGUCAGAGAUAGAGUCCAUCUACAAAGACCUCACCACCAAAGGAAAGGCGUUAAUGCUGUCCACUGAACUGGGGGAUGGUGAUGCCGUGUGUAACCUGAUCCUCUCCUUGAUUUAUUACUUCUGCAACCUCAUGCCACUCUCCAGGGGAUCCAGUGUGGUGGCCUACUCAGUCGUGAUGGGGGCACUGAUGGCCAGUGGGAAAGAGGUCAUCGGUAGGAUCCCAAAAGGAAAGCUGGUGGAUUUUGAAGCUAUGACCACACCCAGUCCAGACAGCUUCAGUAAAACAGCAAAGAGCUGGAUGACUCUCAAGAGUUUGCCAAGUUGGUACCAGAGUCUUCCAUCUGUAGCGGAGACCUUCCCGUCAACUAGAACAAUGAUCGAAGUUCUCAACACAGACUCGUCUUCACACUGUCCAAAGAAGUCCUAACACAACUUCGACCAUGAGACAAGUCUGUUUUUAAUAAUGUCUUAAUAAUUAAGCUUCUACACUGGGCAGAACUAAGGGAUUGUCUUCUUCUGCAGCCCAAACAAAAACUGGACUGAGUUCUCCAUAGGCAUCUCAGCUUUUAUGGUAAUUGUUUAAAUUUUAAGGCAGACUUGACACGUUUGGGAAGCAGAGAGUUUCUCUUCCUCUUGGUCCUGGAUAGAACUGAGGUGAUAUUGAUGCAAAAUCAAAAUAUUACUUCAAAAUAUUCCUUUAUGAAGUGGUGACCAUUAUUUGCUUUGCAGAAAGCAUCAAGUAAUCUUGUUUUAGUAUCAAAUCACCUCUCCAAAUCCAGCCCCGUUCUCUGCCAUCCUCCCUUAAAUACUCCCUCACACAUGACUCUUAACACAACCUUUGUAAAAAGUUGGCGUUACUACACCACUUUUAAAUGCAUUGUAGGCCAAUGUUGUCACAAAACCUCAAAUUUGACUUUGCUAAAAUUAUAUAUAUUUGGCAAUAUUUGGGUCCUGCUGCCAGUUUAUCCGACCAUUUACAUGAACUGGGGUCUGCCAACAUCCUGGCUGGGUUUUUUUCAGUUGUUUCAGGGUUUUGUUUAGGCAACAAAAAUACUGACAUUUUGGCAGUUGUGAAAAUACUACCUUGAAUCAGUCCCAGUAUUUCCACUAUCUUGCUGUUUGGGGGUGGAAGAUCGAACAUUAGUGUUAUAGUUUGGGAUGCAGAAGGGAUUCAGUCCACCCUCUCUUUUUCUCUGCUUCAUAGGCCCCAUGCUGAAACACCUAAAGCACAAAGUCUGUCUCAUGAACCAUCAGCAUGAACAAUCUUAUGUUGCAUAGUCAUUGUUAAAUACUAGCUUUAGAUUACCAUGACCUUUUAAAGUGGACGUUAAUUCGUUAACAAUUGUUGGGGAUGGACGCUGUCUGGUAUCUGAAAGAGUUUUUUGAUAACAUUUAAGAUUGUAAUUGGCACUUUAAACUUAUUUUUGAACCACUGCUGUGUGCAGCACACACAGUCCAGCCUAUCAGCAGAGAAGGAGUUCUGGGAUUUUAAAAAUAUGACACAAAAACCUUCAGGGCUAUUGAAUUCCACUUGGGAUACUUGAAGCAGUCUCUUUUAUUUAGUUUUCUUGACACUUGCAGAAAGUGUCACUUCUCUAAUCGAGUGAUGAACUUUCUUUUAAUGUGACCAAUAAAAGGUUGGUACAAAGAUGGGUUAGCUGCUGAACAAAUGUGAGAGCAACGGUCAGAGAUUUUAGAGAAUUUACAGAGAACCACUUGUUGCUUUAUAUGACACUUUGUCUCAUGUAGAGAUGAAAAGAUUUGUUUUACAACUUUUGAUAUUUAUAACUUGACAGCAGAGAAAUGGAAGGAAAAAAAUGAAAACAGUUUUUUUGUGCAAAUAAAAAAAUGCAGUAUAUUCCUGUAGAAUUCAUGGCUCAUACAUCUGUGAAAACAGAAAAGGGAGCAACAUUUUUCCAGCCUUGUAAUUAUAGAAGAGUGCGAUUCAAAAAGCUGUGAAACAGUGCAAUUCCAUUUUAAAGUUAAUUUAUUUAAUUUGUCGCAUAUAUUUAUUGAAAAAAAAUCGAAACCUGAGCAACUCAAAUAGAAGCUGAGAUAUAGAGACUCCUGGAUGUUCUCUGACAUCUCUGACUGUUGUGAUUAAUAAUAGAUUGGGGAAAAGCACACCACAUACUGUCAUUUUCUUCAUCAUUCCUUUGGCUUGCAUUGGAUGCCAUCUGUGUCACACAUUUAUUUUUUUGGAGUUUCUUAUGAUCUGAUGGAUUAUAUUUACUUGUUCUUGAAGACACAUCAGAGUAAUAGUUUGGGAGAAAACGGCACAUAUACCUCCAAAUGUCUUAACCAUCAAAUAACUCUGUAUUUUUCUUUAUUGGUUCCUACAUAUUUGAGUAGGUUAAUGUUGCACAGCCACAUUUCUAUCUUGUCACGCUCACAGAUCUGGAGAAACCUGGUCAGAAUAAAAUAAGAUGGAGACAAAAUACAUUUAUUUGGGUGUAAAUUUGAAAAUAUUUGUCUGAGGAAAUAUCACUUGUGUUUGGUGUUCCCUGUUGUUGAACGUUGAUUCGUUUUAAAAGUAGGAUUUUGACCAAAUGUUUUCAUUGGAUUUCUCCAGGUCUCUUGUAGGAUGGAAGAUUGAAUUUUGGUUUCUCAAAAUUCGAGAUGAUAUUGUUUUAAUCUGGCAAAUAGGGUAAUCCUGCGAGGGAAGAUAAUGCAAUGUUAUGUUUACAUGCUGCAACCUUAUGAAACAAUACUUCAGUGUAUUAUAUUGAGGCUAUAGUUUGUUUGCAACUGCUGCAUAUGUUUUUUAAUGACUCGUCAAUGUUGGUUUAAGCACAAGCUCUGCAGGUAAUUCACCUGGAAUGAUCUGAAAGUAUUCAGUCUUUUGAAAGAAUUUCAGGAUUUUCCUUCUCUUUAAUUGCAACUUUAAUGAAUUAGAGCUCUUUAAGUGUCAUCACUGAAAGUCGUCUCAGUGCUGCAGUAGUUCUUAAUUGAAUGUCUGGUUUCCUUAUUUUGUCAUUUAAAUAGAUAAUUUCUACAAAGUAAGAACAAAUUCAUCUGUUCAAUAGCAUAUCUAAUACUUUGUGUCAUUUUCUUUUUUGCACUGGGUAACCCAGUCAUUAAGUGCUAUGGUGGGCUUAAAGCUUAACACUUGAAGGGAAUGUUUUAUUGAUCAAAUGAAUGUUCAGCAGUCAAUAAAACUAGUUGACAAUUUUAA